Entrophospora sp. SA101 is the source of this 225-nucleotide messenger RNA. The record is from the annotation of a GenBank genome assembly. NCBI's taxonomy places the organism in Eukaryota, Fungi, Glomeromycota, Glomeromycetes, Entrophosporales, Entrophosporaceae.
AUGACAAAACAAUUUAACCUUAAUACUGCCGAGUUAAAGAACAAACUUGAGCCUUGGCAAAGAGGAUUAGCUUUAAUUGGCAUUGCUGUUUUCCUUAUUUUUGCCAUCUACUACCUCACUCGCGAAAGCCAAGACCGCCAAGCCCAAAGAAAACUAAAAGCCGAACAAGCCCUAGAAGAAAGAAUGCUCCGAAGAAUGGAAACCUUAAAGAAACUUAGAGAAUAA